UUUCAGAGCUGUGGAGCUGUAAAGAGCCUCUGUUGGCUAGUUGCGGGCCUGAUUGUCCUUUUGGCCUGCAGGUUGCACGUGAUGGGAAGCAAUACGCCUUCUUUCGCCACGAGCGACAACCCGACGGCAAGGUGUCCAUCGAUAUUCACCAGGUUUUUCACAUUCGCUUACCUCCCAGCCUUCAACGGUCUGCUGCUCCUCUUCCCGAAAUGGCUCAGCUUCGACUGGUCGAUGGACUCCGUUCCUCGGAUUACAAGCCUCUUCGAUUGCAGAAAUAUAUUCACGAUCUUGUUCUACGCCCUGCUGUACAUCGGCGUUUCCAGGUGUAUAAGAGACCUGCGCCACUGUGAAGAAGUGGCGAAGAAAAGGAGGAAGUGCAGGGGCUGCGGGCACAGCGGUGUGUACCACACGAGGGCGUGUAAAUUGUCGAACAACAACAACUACCCUACCACGCCCUGCAGUUGUUCCACUCCUUCCAGAGUGACAAAACAAUCCGAAACAAUCAUAUUGUCAUUGGCUAUCUUGGUCGUCCCGUUUUUGCCAGCAACAAAUUUAUUUUUCUACGUCGGGUUCGUUGUCGCAGAAAGAGUUCUCUACCUGCCCUCGGUUGGCUACUGCUUACUUCUGGGCAUUGGAUACGCCAAACUUUCCACACCGAGAAACGUACUUCCUCAACUAGCCCUGGCAGUCCUUUUGCUAACAUACUCAACGAAGACAUACAUCAGAAACAUGGAUUGGAAAGACGAAGAAUCGCUUUACAGAUCCGGGAUACCUAUCAACCCCCCUAAAGCUUACGGUAACCUUGGAUCGGUGCUGAGCUCACAGGGUAGAGUGGCGGAGGCUGAACAUGCUUUCAGAACGGCACUUUUGUACAGGCCCAACAUGGCCGAUGUCCACUAUAAUCUGUAA
Cimex lectularius (bed bug) is the source of this 909-nucleotide messenger RNA. RefSeq names its product transmembrane and TPR repeat-containing protein 2-like. The transcript has 2 exons. The annotation marks the transcript as partial. Gene Ontology annotation, cellular component: endoplasmic reticulum membrane. Gene Ontology annotation, molecular function: mannosyltransferase activity; protein binding. Gene Ontology annotation, biological process: protein O-linked glycosylation via mannose. The record is from RefSeq and is a predicted model, not a curated record. NCBI's taxonomy places the organism in Eukaryota, Metazoa, Arthropoda, Insecta, Hemiptera, Cimicidae.